UUGAACUGUGCCGCGUUGUGAUUGGCUGUUUUCCUUUGUGAUAAUUUGGGAGGGAAAGUAGGUGGGAGUAGAAAGUGCCGAAAGUGGCCGUUGAAUUUGAACAAUGAACGUGAUCAAAAUUUUACAAUCAACAAAAACAAAUCAAAAUUCAAAUUUUGAAGUGUUGUUCGCGUAGUGAGAAAAUGGAUAAUAAUAUGAAUUUAUCGUGUUAGAUUCCGAACAACUUCUGCCAAAAGUAUUGAUCGCUUCUAGAUGGAUUCCGCAGAUGAUACCGGUGUUUUUUCACCGCCGGUUACGACGCGAAUUAUUGCCCGUGAUCAAAAUGUUGAUAAUGAGAGAGAUGAAGCAGAAAGUGAUGGAACAGAUGUGUUUUCGCCAGAUGUUUCUUUGCAGUCUGGUUUGGUUAAAUCUUUGAGAUCAAAUGACAGUAAAGAAAAUACACCACCGGUGACUCAAAUACCACUAACGCAGCAUUCGGGAAAAAGAAAACGCGGCAACGAAGUUGAAAAUCCAGAAGUUAAACGCAAAAAACGGUUCAAUUGGAGCGCCGAAGAAUCGGUGGAUAAUUCUAAAAGCGACGAUAUUGAUAUUCUAUCGUCGGGGAAUAAUGUAGCUGCUUCUCAAGAUGAGAAUAAAAUCAAGCGAAAGAAAGGUUUCGUGAUAGUUUCCAAUACUCCAGAUAAAGAAGAUAGCUCAAAUUAUUCCGAUUUGUUUGCGAAGCAAAUUUCUACUUAUGAUCAUGAUUUUCAUGAUGAACAAAAAGAUGUAGCUGAAAACGAACGCUCUGAUAUACUUUCACCAAAUGAUGCUUCCUUGCAAUCUGGUGUAGUCGGAACUUCGGAACCGAUUGAUAACGAAGAGAAUGCCCCACCGGUUACACAAAUGCCAUCUUCAUCGCAGCAAUCGGACAUCGAAAGUAUUUUCGAUGAUUUUGAAAAUCAAGAGGUUGAACGCAAAAAACGAUUUCAGUUGAGCGCAGAAGAAUCAGUGGAUAAUUCUAAAAACUAUACUGAUCUUUCUUUGUUGAGAACUGAUGCAGCAGCUUCUCAAAACGAAAAUAAAAUCAUGCGGAAGAAAGGUUUUGUCGUAGCUUCCGAUACACCGGAUAAUUCCAAUUAUUCGGAUUUGCUUGACAUGGAUAAAUCGGCGUCGCAAGUCAGAAAUAGAGCCGCACGAAAACCUCCUUUCAUUUCUCCGAGUUUUGAAGAUAGUCUUCAGUUGUUAGACGUAUUCAAAUCCAGUUCAAAGAAUAAAAAGCGAACGCACAAGUUCACAACUCCGAAAAGUCCAGUGAGUCAAGGAAAUCGUUAUUCCGAAGCAUUGAAAUCUUCACAAGAUGACAAAAAAGCGAAACGAAAUCCUCGUUUUAUUGCACUUUCGAGUUCUGAAGACAAUACAAGGUAUUCGGAUAUAUUCGACUGCGUCCCAAAGAGUCAGAACAAAACGAAACGAAAUCGUGCUUUUGCGGAUCCAGUUUGUUCGCAGGAAAGUGAAGACAGUCACUGUUCCGGAUUAUUUGAUUCAACUCCAACUGUCGUAGAUAAAGUGAAACGGAAGACUCGUUUUGUUUCGUUCAAUACUCACGAAAGUGAAGACGACAGUCUUGGAUAUUUGGAUAUAUCAGUUGCCCAAAACAAAACUGCUGAAAAAAAGCUUCAUUUUGUCGAUACAACUAAAGAUAGUUUACAUUAUUCCCACUUGAUACUCGAGCAGAGCGAAAGUAGUAUUGCAAAGAAGCGACCGUUUGUUGAUCCGGCGUCUCAAACUUCUGAAAAUGAUACAAAUUAUUCCGCAUUAUUGAUAUCAGAGAACGAAAGUAGCGUUGAAAAAAGACGCCCUUUUGUUGAUCCAACUUCUCAGGAAAUUAAUGAUCAUUUAAAUUAUACCGACGUGAUUUCCAAAAACGAGAAUACCGGAUGCGCUGCAAACGCUACUAACCAAUAUUCUGCACUGUGUGAAAAUUCGCAUAAUAGUGAUCAACCGAAAAGUGAGAAAUCAAGCGGAUUCAAUUUCACAUCGGUUCGAUCCAUUUGCAUUGAUACACUUCAGAGUUCGCCCAACGUCUCGUUGCAGACUUCUGACGUAGACAGCUUACAUUAUUCCGAUGUAACCAUUUCAAACGACGAAACCGAUAAAACCGCUGCGAAUGACACUGAUGAUCAAUCUGCAUCUUGUGAAACUUCUCAGGGUAACGAUCGGCAAAGCAAUGAAAAAUCAAACGGCUCUGAUUUCACGUCUGUUCGAUCCAUCUGCAUAGAUACGUUUCGUAACUCGAAUGAUAUUUCGUUGCCACCGUCUAGUGCAGAAGUAACCAGUAAACCGAUAAAUUUCACGUACGAUGUAUCAACUUCGGCAUUUUGUCAACUCGAUGAUAUUCCGACAUCGAUAAAUACUGAUUUUCCAUCGCAAAUUGGCUCUCCGAAAAGCGUACCUGUCAUUUCAGCGGCGAAUUUAACCUACGAUGUACCAUCUUCGGCGUUCAACCAGCGCGAACAUGUUUCACUGCCAGAAAAUAUCAAUAUGUCGAGAGUGAAUGAAUCAAAAAAUAAUUCGAUUUUAAAUUUAUCGGAUGAGCGUACUCUAGUUAGUUCAAAUUCUCUAGAAGAAGCUAAUGAAAGCGAUACUUUGAUCGAAUCCAAAAUCGACACGUCCAACACUCAAGAAUCUGCCAUGGUAAUCGAUGAAUCUGCAGACGAGAAUGAAAGUUCGCAAAAAUUCAGUUUAGUGGUUGAGGAAUCUAAAGAUGAGAGUGACGACGCCUUGGAAUCGUGUUCGGUGCAUAAUGAAUCUGAAAACAAAAAUUUCAGUACCUUGGAAUCUGCUUCUGUAACCAGUGAAUCUGAAAAUGAACCUGCCAGUAAACUGGAAUCCAAUUCGUUGCCAGAUAAAUCUGUAAAUGAGACUGGUAUCCCGCAAAAAUAUUUUCCGGCGACGGACAAAUCUGAAACUGAAUGUAUCGACUCUCGCGAACCGGUUUCAAACUCUGAUAAAACUCUCUGCCCUGCAGAAAAUUCUAAAAAUCAAUACGACGAAAUUCCCGAAUCGAAUGUUGAUCCUGCCAUACCAGCACAAUCCACGUUGAUGAAUACGAUUUCAAACUCUUCGAAUUUGCCUGCGUCAAAUGAAAAAAUCGUCGAAGAAUCUGUCUAUGUGGCUUUCAACCCUUCCAGUUUAAUGUUAUCGGUAACCGAGCUCGUUGAUGCGUCUCCGGAAGAUCAAACUCGCCAUGUUUCAUCCGCUGAAAUCAAAUCAACUCAGUCUGAAAACCAGAUACAUUCGCCCAGCGAUUCUCAAAGUAACGAAUUACCAUCAUCUGCGUUACCUUCAGCUGAAGAAAAUAUAAAAGAUCACGAUUACGCAAUGGCUCACGUUUCCAAUAUGGAAGUAGCAGUCGAAAAUCCUAUUGCCGAGGUCGUCGUUGAAAGUUCAGAGAAAUCUGUCACUGUAGAAAUUCCUUCUCCCAGUGCCGUAGAAAUUUUGAAAGAUUCAGCCGAGACACCAGAUGAUGUUCUUUUUACUGGGGAAAUUCCACAAGAAUCGAAUGUGGAAGAAAUUGCUCGUGUUUCGUCCCCUGAAAAAGUACCAGAAAAGCAUGAUGAUGCAGCGAUAGCUCACAACAUUGAAAAAAUAGGAGAAGAAUCAGCCAAAACAUCCACCGGUGAUAUCCCAUCUCCUAAAGAAACUCCGAAGAAACAACCAUCUCCAAAUGCCUCGUCUCAGUCUGCAAAUUACUCUCUUCGUUCGCGAAAAUCGCUUCCUCUGCAGCAACCAUUAGUAACGGUUGAAAACCCGGAUACAAUUUCAUCUCCGAUGUCUACUUCAAAUGUGAAUCAAUCUCGCAAAAAAUCUCCGGCACCUACAACAAGUUUGAACCAAUCUCGCGAGAAAUCUCCCAUACCUACAGCAAAUGCGAAUCAAUCUCGUGAAAAAUCUGUAUCAAAUGAUCUUUCACAAAAAUCCAAUCGUUCGCUGCGUUCGAGAAAUUCGCGUUCUGCCAGUAUUCAGUCUGAUGAGAAAUCCAUCGCUUCAAUAGAUUUUUCACAAAAAUCUACUCGUUCGAAACGUUCACGUAGUUCUCAAAAGACACCAGAACCGGUUCCUAGUUCUUCUGCGGCUGCUAUGAACGAUACCGAUGGCGGACUAUUCAACGAUUCAAAUCCAGUGAGCGGAAUCGCUAUGCAAAAUUUCACCGAAGCUUCAUCACGUGCCGGAAGUUAUUCUUCGCGUUCGAGAAACUCAACUUCCUCGAAUACUCAAACAUUCGCUUCGAGGAGCUCGGUCAGCGUUUUUUCAAUAUCCAAGAUCGGUCGUCCUUCAUCCGCUCCUCAUGAAUUUAAAGUACCAGAAGUACCCAAAGUUGUGCCAAAAAAGAAGAAAAAGAAUGAUCCUAGUUUUAAUCAUUUGCCAUCCAAGCCGAAUUUUCCGAAAUUCGAUUUUUAUUGUAAUAAAAGAUUUUAUGAUUAUUUAACCAGCAAAAUGGAACCGAAAUUCGGAAUAAGAACUAAUAACGAGGCUGUAAAACUGGCACGUUAUAUCAGCGAAGUUGUACGGGAAGUGAUUGCUAUGAAAACGGGAGAUCAUCAUAUUUUGGUCGAAGAAAUGAAAAAAGUAUUAUUCCGAAAGGGUAUCGUUACAACGCAUUAUAAUUUUUAUAUAUUUUGUAUGGAUUAUAUGCCACCUUGGUUUAGACGAAAAGCUGUACCAAUGAUGCAACCUGUGAAUUGUCCUCCCAAUGUAACGUUCAAUUUGCAAGUUUUGUUUGAUUCUAUUGAAUAAUGUAAUUAUUUAUGUAUGUAUUAUUUUUUUUAACUUUUUAUUAAGCAUCUUUUCAUUAUACAGAUGCGAUGCUGUUACUUAAUUUUUAAAUGUACGAGUGCGUUAAUUAAAUAAGUUUAUUUUUUAA
This is a messenger RNA of Planococcus citri (citrus mealybug), 4903 nucleotides long. RefSeq names its product kinesin-related protein 4-like. The coding region runs from base 253 to 4776 and encodes 1507 amino acids. The transcript has 6 exons. NCBI's taxonomy places the organism in Eukaryota, Metazoa, Arthropoda, Insecta, Hemiptera, Pseudococcidae. The record is from RefSeq and is a predicted model, not a curated record.